Hydractinia symbiolongicarpus is the source of this 694-nucleotide messenger RNA. RefSeq lists its product as uncharacterized. The record is from RefSeq and is a predicted model, not a curated record. The coding region runs from base 75 to 488 and encodes 137 amino acids. The transcript is spliced from 5 exons. Lineage: Eukaryota; Metazoa; Cnidaria; Hydrozoa; Anthoathecata; Hydractiniidae.
GAAUUUCAUAAACAUAGAUUUGAAGCUAGUGGAUUGUUGUUAGCUGAGUAAAUGUAUGUUUGCAUGAAGCUGCUAUGAUGAGUGAAACUAAAGGUGUUGUCGAGGAAAAGAAGUACAAGCUUGGUUCAAUUCACACCACUUCGAGUUUAAUCAUGUUGUUAAACUUUAUCUUAUUAUUUAUGGACCUGCUACUCGUUCAAAUUUGGAGAACAUCUGUUUCAACUUGGUUGACACCAGAACUGAAUACAGCUAUCACGUGGUACAUUGUAUCUCUUUGUGGUCCAUUCUGCCUGUAUCUUUUAAUCUAUCUUCUAAAGAUGUAUUUUUGCUGUCAUGGUUUUACAAAAUUAUUUUCAGUGUCGAUGAUACUAAACUGCAUAACAUGGUCUGUUCUGAUGUUUAUUUCGUCAUCAUAUGUUGCCACCCACCUGCCUGAUCAAAACUGCAACGAGAAAAGGUGCACACAUCUAAGGGGAGCUGUGGUAUGAUUUUUGUUUAUGGACGGAUAUGCAGUUACUUAAUUGCAAUUGGUAUGCUAAUGCAAGCAUAUACACAUUAUACUGAACGGGAAUAUCUUUGAUGCACGCACAUCUACCGCACAUUGUACAACGUUUGGUCAUAUUGGUGCAUGAUGUUGAUAAUUUGUAACUGAGCUGUACAUAUUUAUAUUUUAAAUAAAAGGUAUAUUAAAUUA